CUCCCUCCUGCCGCAAGCCCGCAGCUGCCUCUUUCGCCCUCUCACUCGCCUCUCCCUCCUGCCGCAAGCCCGCAGCCCGCCUCUUUCGCCCUCUCACUCUCCUUCUCCCUCAUCCUCUCUCUCGUCCUCUCACUCUCCUGCUCCCUCGACCGUCUCUAUCGCCAGAUCGACCUCAUCUUGCUCGCCGCCAUAGAUCAGAUCCUCAUCAGAUCUGUGCAUCUCCGUCCCUCCACCUUAGAUCUGUGAAGGCGGAGGAGUGACGCCGGAAGAGUGAAGGCCUGUGAGGGAACGAGAGGCGGUCCACUUCGCUGGUCGACUCGUCAUCCGUCACUUUUUGCUAUCAGGUCCAUACUGAUGAGACAAGGAGCAGUCUUCAAUUUGCAACCAGGGCACUACGUGUGACAAACUGAGUACAAGUGAAUGAGAAAUAUAUUUUCAGGCUCCUCGAAGAGUGCUCCUUGAAGAUUUACUGCUCGAGUUUAAGAUUCGAUUUCUUGACCCGACAUACCUUGGUUCAAGUACCUGAAUCCGGCUCACUCACAUGCUGAAACUUCGAGUCCUCCUCAAUUGGCCGCAUUCUGCAGUUUUACAGAUCGUUGGGCGAGACAGAGGCAGGAAUCCCUCGAGGUUGAUCGAUUGCUGUCAACUCGGCGAUUCGUUUUGGUGAAGGGGAGCUCGAUCGGAGGUGAUCUUGUUCGAUCUGAGAAACGGUAAGCGGAGAUGAGUCUGAAGCAGAUUUUGACGUCAGCGGCGCUCAAGGGAGUGACGGAGGCGAGGGCUAGGAUCUUCGGGCACGUUCUCAACCCGACGGGGCAGAGAUCUCCUCACAAAAUCCUUCGGAAGAAGCUGAUCGGCGAUAAGGUGGCGGAGUGGUACCCGUACGACAUCAAGAAGGACGACCCCCUGGUGAUGGGGAGGCUCGAGCACGAGCGCUUGGCGAAGCUCGAGAUGCUGAAGCGUCGAGGGAAGGGCCCGCCCAAGAAGGGACAGGGCAAGCGUGCCGUUAAGCGCAACAAAUAAACACUGGAUGCAUUUUGGGUAGGUGAUGCUCUUUUCUGAUCUGUAGGAGUUUGAGCAGUUGAUGAUGAACUGCCGUGAAAGUGUGUGAUUAUUUGUUUCGAAUGGAUGAAAUGAGAAAUUGGAUUGUAGUGUCAA
Messenger RNA from Nymphaea colorata (pocket water lily), 1155 nucleotides. RefSeq lists its product as uncharacterized. Lineage: Eukaryota; Viridiplantae; Streptophyta; Magnoliopsida; Nymphaeales; Nymphaeaceae. The record is from RefSeq and is a predicted model, not a curated record. The transcript is spliced from 4 exons. The coding region runs from base 721 to 1020 and encodes 99 amino acids. Gene Ontology annotation, cellular component: mitochondrion.